This is a messenger RNA of Nycticebus coucang (slow loris), 6193 nucleotides long. RefSeq names its product HESX homeobox 1 (gene HESX1). Gene Ontology annotation, cellular component: nucleus. Gene Ontology annotation, biological process: forebrain development; pituitary gland development; regulation of transcription by RNA polymerase II. The transcript is spliced from 5 exons. The record is from RefSeq and is a predicted model, not a curated record. NCBI's taxonomy places the organism in Eukaryota, Metazoa, Chordata, Mammalia, Primates, Lorisidae. Gene Ontology annotation, molecular function: DNA-binding transcription repressor activity, RNA polymerase II-specific; RNA polymerase II cis-regulatory region sequence-specific DNA binding. The coding region runs from base 5284 to 5841 and encodes 185 amino acids.
GGGUUCCAUGUUACUUAACAAUACACGUCUGACUCCAUGUGGAUAAAAAUGUGUGUGUGUGUGUGUAUAUCUUCCUAUUUAUGUCAAGGUAUUUAAAAAAGACGAGUGGGAGAAGCAGUGUAUUAUUAAUAGUGGUAGCCAGUAAGUUGGGAAGGCGAAAUGACCCAUAAAGGAGACUAUCAUAUUUACUCUGUAUGAAUGAAAUAUUUUAAAAAUAAAAAUAUGUUUAUGUUUUGGAUGAUUUGAUCAAAUUUUUUAAAUGGAAGGCUAUAGAGUGCAAUGGCUCACACCUUUAAUCAGGAGUUUGAGACCAGCCUAACCAGAUUCAGUGGAAAUGUUCAUUGGUAGAAAUUACUUAAAAGGAAAUAUAAUGGCAUUCACAAAAAAAUAUGCUCGUAUUUUUUGGGAGGGAGACCCCAUCUCCACUAAAAAUAGAAAAAAAAGAAACUAGCCAGCCAUUAUGGUAGGCACCUGUAGUCCCAGCUACUUGGGAGGCUGAGGUAGGAGCAUUGCUUGAGCCCAGGACUUUGAGGUUGCUGUGAGCUAUGAUGCUACAACACUCUAGCCUGGAACAGCAGAGUGAGACUCUGUCUCUAAGAAAAAAAAAAAAAUCAGCUGACUGUGAGAAGCGUGGUAGACCAAGUAAACAUCAAUAGAGAAACAGGUAAAUACUGGCAUGAGAUCGGUGUGUGCAAAAAUGGUCCCAAAAGAGCUCACCAAUAAACAAAAGCAAAGAAGAGUCAAAGUUUGCCAACACUUUUAGAGAGGCAAGACAAUGUUUUGGGCCAUGUUGUCACUGAUGAUGAAACAUGAGUAUACCAAUACAACCCUGAAAGGAUCAAAGCACACAAUGGAAGUAAGCCAACUCUCCAUGCCCCCAAAAGUUCCAUCAGUCCAAAUCAAGAGUCAAAACAAUGUUGCUAACAUUUUUGAUAUUAGAGAGAAUGGUACCAACUGAAUAGUUAACCAACUUUACUAUUUGAAGGUGCUGAAAAGUCUGUGUGAAAAAGACAAAAAUGAUUCUAACUUCACCUAACAAUUCACGGCUCUUGCCUCAUGACAAUGUACCAGCUCACACGGCACUGUCUGUGAGGAAUUUUUAGCCUAUAAACACAUGACUACAUAAGAACACCCUCUCUACUAACCUGAUCCACCCCCCAAUGACUUUUUUCUUUACCCAAACGUAAGAGAAAUAUUGAAAGGAUAUUUUGAUGACAUUGAAUACAUCAAGGGUAAUACAACAACAUUCUGAUGGCCAUUCCAGAAAAAGAGUUCCAAAAUUGCUUUGAAGGGUAGACUAAGCCCUGGCAUCAGUGCGUUACUUCCCGAGGGGAGGGAAGUCACUUAGAAUGUGACUAUAGUGAUAUUCAGCAAUGAAUAUCCUAUUCUAGGAUGAGUUCAUUAAUUGUCAGACUCAUUUUCAAGGUUUUACCUAUUUUCCUUAAUUGAUUAUUGCACUUUGAUAUUCUGUGAGAUCUUUGGUGAAGAUGUUACAGUACCCAUUAAUUGCUGAUAUCAACAGAACAAGGUAUUUGGAGACAGAAAUAGUAAGUCAAGGCUCAGCUACUUGCCGAUUAGUGACUUCUGCCUAUUACAACUGUACUCUGUUUUCUCAAGCUACAAAAUAGUGGAAGAUUUGGGAGAAGAUAUACCAAAAUGCUUCGGAAGCUAUAAAGCCCUAGAAGUACUUUGUGUUAUAAAAUUGUGACAGGUAGCAUUUAUUAAAAACCAACAAUAGAUACUAAUAAUGUUAACACUAUUCUCAUGUCAGAAAUAAAACAAGAAUGUGUUGACUUUUAUUGAAAUCAGGAGCCAUUUUUUGAGCAGAAUUGUGACAUGAAUAGACUUAUGGUUUUAAAUUAUCUUUUUGGCUGCUGUGUUGAUAGAAAACCAUAGGGGUCAAGGGUGGAAGCAGGGACCACUAAAGGUACUGUUGUAGCCAUUCUUCUCCUUGGCCCUUUUCCCUCUCUUGUCUCUGUUACCGUGUCUCCAGAUUUUUCUCCUGUCUUACCAGCCACUCCUUCAGAACCACUCCUGCCCCAACCUCCAAACACUGGAGCAUUCUAGACUUGGUCCUGAGACCCUUCUUAUACCUCGCACCAUUCACUGGGUGAUCUUAUUUAAACCUAUGACUUUUAAGACCAUCUCUUUGCUGGUCAUGCACAAACUUAGAACUCAAGCACUGAGCUCAUACUCGGUGAGGUGCUAUCCACACUAGAGCUCUUCAUUUCUCCCCAGACCCUUCCUCCCCUAGUCCAGUCUUCCACAUCCCAGUAUAUGGCACUGUGUUUGUUCAAGCCGAAAAAGAAAGUCAUUGGGUUUUUUGUUGUUGUUGUUUUUUUUUUUUAUAGAGACAGAGUUUCACUUUAUCACCCAUGGUAGAGUGCCGUGGCAUCACACAGCUCACAGCAACCUCCAGCUUCUGGGCUUAGGCGAUUCUCUUGCCUCAGCCUCCCGAGUAGCUGGGACUACAGGCGCCUGCCACAAUGCCCGGCUAUUUUAUUGUUGCAGUUUUGGCCAGGGCUGGGUUUGAACCCACCACCCUCGGAAUAUGGGGCCGGCGCCCUGCUCACUGAGCCACAGGCACCACCCAAGAAAGUCAUUGUUAAUGCCUCCUUUCCCUCACCUCCAUAUCUAAUCCAUCAGUAAGACAUUUUCUGAAUCAAAGAGCAAUUUCUAGAAUGCUAUGAAUAAGAUAACCUCAAAGCCCUCAGUGGCUUAAAUAAUGAAUAUUUCUCUCAUAAAACUGCAGAGCUGCAGGUCAGUAAGUAUUUGGCUGAGCUUGGCUAGGCUCAGCUGAUGUGGUAGGCUGCAGACUGCAGGAUAGGACAGGGUCUGGUACAAUCCAUGUAUGUCCAUUUUGAGGCUCAGGCUGCAGGACAGCAGCUACCUCAGGGAUAACCUCAUAGUGAUGGUAGAAGCCAUAGAAAACAGACCAAUCAUGCUGGCACAUUCUGCUCACAUCACUUCCCAUUGGCUGAAGCCAGUCACACAGACAAGCCCAAAAGUCAAGAAUUUGCAAGUAUACUGUGUCCACAGUGAAACCGCAGCAAGGGGAUGGGAUUGAAGAAUUGGGACCAAGUGUGCAAUCAGACUCCUACAACCUUUUGAAGAAUUCUUCCUGUCUCCAAACCCACUAUUACCCUUUUGUCCAAAGACCAUCAUCUUUUGCCCCUAAAGUAUUACCUGUGUCUUCACUACAAUAUCCCUACCACCUAGAGCAAUGUGUCGCACAUAAGAUAUGCUCAGUAAAUAUGUGUUGAAUAAAUAACUCCCAGCUGAUGUCCCUGCUUACAUUCAUUCCCCUUUAAACCCUUUCCACAGAGCAGUCAGAGUAAGGUUUUUAAAACAUGAAUCCUAUUGUGCCAGUUCCAGUUUAAAUCCCUACCCUAACUUCUCUUUGCACUGGAACUCCUAUGGAGAGCUUUUAAAUGUCCAUCCUUGAUCCAGCCUGGCCUGGCUCCCCAGAUGCAUCUGGCACCACUAACUCCAGCCCAGCAGCUUCCUUCUCCCUCAGAUACGCCACACACUGUUCAUGUGCAAGACCUUUGUAUUUGCUUGUCCCUCUGACUGCAGUGCUUUUUCUCAGGCGCUAGCUUACUCUCCUUCUCGGCUUCAGCUAAAGUGUCACCUCCUUAGGCCUUGCUCCACCAUCAGCUACCAACUGCCAACCACCGUCCUCAGUCCUCCUCCCCCAUCAUGCUGCAUCACCGGCACCUUGUUUACUCCUCCCGCUAUAUGUAUCACUCUCUGAAAUCACCAUGUCUUGUUCAUCACUGAUCUCUAACAUGUAUAGUGUCUGGCACAUAUUAAGUGCUCUAAAAAAAUACGUGGAGUGAAUAGACAAGAAACUGGGUGGCACCUGUGGCUCAGUGUAUAGGGCACCGGCCCCAUACACUGAGGGUGGCAGGUUCAAACCCGGCCCUGACCAAACUGCAACAACAACAAAAAAAAGAACAAGAGAUGAAUAUACGAGAAACCUUUUUCCACCCAUUUUUAGAGAAUUUCUCUCCUGCCUUUUUUUUUUUUGUGGUUUUUGGCCGGGGCUGGGUUUGAACCCUCCACCUCCGGCAUAUGGGACCGGCACCCUACUCCUUGAGCCACAGCGCCGCCCUCUCCUGCCUUUUAUUUUCAUCUACUCAUCUAUAUGCAAAAAGGGUUCUGUAAAUCCAAAUCACAUCAAGUCAAGCUGAAUAAAAAUAUUGGAAUGCACUUGUUAAUAAAGAAGAAAUUGGGAACCUGAUGAGUUGCUUCAGCAUGUGCUGUGGGAUACUCAUGCCAGGAGCCUUGGAAGUGCCAAUCUGUGAUAGUGAGGAUCUCGGGGAGACCUGCCCUGCUGUCUACCCACCCCCCCAACCCCGCUGUCAACAUGCUGCCCUGUUGAUCUGCCUUGCCUGGCUUGUCUCUUCCUCUUUCUCAUUCUUAUCCCUGGCUAACAGACUGUUUUUUCCCUGCCUUCGUCCCCCACCCCUACAUACUAUGAACUUCAUGAAGGCAAGGAUCCAAUACUUUUUUUCUGGUCCUGAGUAGGUGCUCAACCCAUUGUGGAAGAAAGGAAUGAAUGUCUCAAAGGAGAGAAAGAAAUCUGAGAAGGUGUUGAAUUCCUCCUCCUCCUAGUCUUCCCAGAUUAAGGUUACCUCCAUCUUUGCAAAGUCUACAUCUCAGCACUAUAUAUAAUAUCUCCACGAAGUAUAAAUGUUCACUGGUUUUUUUCAUCCUCAGAAUGGCCUACACGUACAUUUAUAAACCCAGCCUCUGUGUGCCUGCUGAUGUGUGUGUGAGAUCCUUUGUUUAGUUGAGAGCUUGCAGAAGGAGGGAUUUAGCUUAACAUAUUUGAGAUCAUGAUAGGAUAAAUCUGAUAAAGUUGAGCUCUAUUCUGUACAGACAAUUUCCUCUAAGGGUGGAGACAACUUUUCCUCUUCCCUGAAGAAAAGUCUGUUGUUUAAAGUCGAACCCUUAAAUAUAUCUUCAGGGAAGUAUAUCAAUACUUUCCCUAUUAUCUCUUUAAGAGUCUAACCUUAAACUGUGUGGUUUCCUCAUCUGUAAAAUGUUCAUUGCCUAGUAUAGAACCUUUUUAGUAGUAAUAAAAGGGUCUUGUCUUUCAAAACUUGUAGAAAAGAAGAGUAGAAUUUAAGAAAAAGAAACACAAUUAAAUAUUGUGUGGAGGAGCGGAGGAGCAGAUUACAGGAACUGCAACAGAGCUAUAAGGUGAACUGCAGGAAGAUCCCAGCCUUGUACACGUGGGGCAGAGCCAGCAGAGAGGCCAGCGCUGUCCAUGAGAGAAUGUCUCCCAGCCUUCAGGAUGGUGCUCGACUUGGGGAAAGCAAACCCUCACCCUGCUCCUUUUCAAUAGAGAGCAUCUUAGGACUGGACCAGAAGCAAGACUCUAUUCCAUCAGUGAAACCCCACAGGCCCUGGACAGACACGUGCAGUUCCUCAGGGAAAGAUGGUAACCUAUGUUUACAUGUCUCAAGUCUUCCCAGUGGGAUCCCAUUCCCUUGCAUAUUGGAUCACCCAAUGCCAGAAGAAAAAGCUUUGAAGUAUGAAAAUUCCUUUUCAGCCUCAGAAAGACUGACUUUGAAAAGAGAGUUGAGUUGGUAUAGAGGCCGAAGACCCAGAACUGCUUUUACUCAAAACCAGAUUGAAGUGUUGGAAAAUGUCUUUCGAGUAAACUGCUAUCCUGGCAUUGAUAUCAGAGAAGACUUAGCUCGAAAAUUGAAUCUAGAGGAAGAUAGAAUUCAGAUUUGGUUCCAAAAUCGUCGUGCAAAGCUGAAAAGGUCCCAUAGAGAAUCACAGUUUAUAAUGGUGAAAAAAAAUUUGAACACAAAUUUCUUGGAAUAGAUAGAAAACUAAACAUGUGAAAUUAUCUUCUAAUUGCAGAGCAUGACAAAUCAAUGGAAAUAUGAAGUGUUGAAAAUGUGAUUUUUUUCCUGCAUUUAAUCUGAAUAUUGUCUUUUUUUCCUGAAAAUAUAUUGUAAAUAAUUACUAUUGUAACAUGGUACAUAUUCUAUUUGGGCACUUUUAGUUAUAAGACUUUUCCUAUAUAUUUUAAUAAACAUGUUUAGAAAAGAUGGCUAUUUUUUAAGUGAGCAAAGUUAAUCUAAUAUUAGUUUGCUAAAAUCAGUAAAUUCAUGACUAAGUGAUUCUAUAAGAUUUCAUUUACAAAGUGUUUCAAGUAAAAUAAUCUGAAGAA